Molecule: messenger RNA, 1157 nt
Organism: Cylas formicarius (sweet potato weevil)
Lineage: Eukaryota; Metazoa; Arthropoda; Insecta; Coleoptera; Brentidae
Product: growth hormone-regulated TBC protein 1
Exons: 6
Coding region: 129-1100 (323 amino acids)
Source: RefSeq, a predicted model, not a curated record
AACUAAACUUGAUAUUCUGUGAUGGCGAUAGCCAUGACUAAAGCUUAUUGGGGCCAGACAGUAGAAUUUAAUUUUAUAAAAUGAAGCGAGUUGUUAGUAAUAGAUUGUAAUUUGAACUGCCAUAAAAAAUGUCUAUUUCGCCUUACAGGAAAGUGGAUGAAUAUGGGUUUGAAAGACCAGACAAUUUCAGUUACCUAGUUUACGAUAAAUUCGUUUCCCACUAUAUGAGAGUUUUAACGAGGCGAGCACAAAGAUGGAAUUUGGUCUUCAGAGGAAAUUCUGAAUACAAAAAAUCAAAUACAUUAAAGAGAUUUGUUCGUAAAGGUAUUCCUUCUCAUCUAAGAAUAAACUGCUGGAUGGUAGUUUCUGGAGGAGAAAAAUUGAAGAACCAGAGUUCUUUGAGUUAUCUUGAGAUGAAGGAUAAAAACAGAAAAACCAAAGUUAUAGAGUCUAUCCAAAUAGAUCUACCUAGAACAUUUCCAGAUAAUAUAUUUUUUUCUUCAGAAGACAAUUUGUUUUCUACAAUGUUGUAUGAUGUACUUGCUACAUUUGCACAGCAAAAUAGUGAAGUGGGAUAUUGCCAAGGUCUCAAUUAUAUAGUAGGGUUAACAUUAUUAGUAACUAAAGAUGAGGAAGCUUCCUUUUGGCUGCUAAAGGUGCUUGUAGAGCAAAUGUUGCCGAAAUAUUAUGUAAAAACUAUGUCUGGACUAUUGACUGAUCUUGAUGUUUUAAAUGAACUGGUACAAAAAGCAGAACCGGUAGUUCAUAGGCACAUACAGAAUGUUGGAAUGCCAUGGGCAAUGGGUACAACAAAAUGGUUUAUAUGUCUCUAUGCUGAUGUCCUUCCUCCUGAGACAGUAUUGAGGAUCUGGGACUGCUUAUUUUAUGAAGGCUCAAAAAUAAUAUUUAGAGUGGCUCUGGCUCUUAUUAAAAUACAUAAAGAUGUCAUCUUACAAACAAGUGAUUUAAGUGAACUUAUGGCUGUGUUCAGGGAUAUGAAAAAUCAUGAGAGAACAAAACUACUUAUACUCUGCGUUAUAUUUAACAGGAUGUGUUUGCACUAUCCGGGAGCCUGUCAAAUAGCAAAAUACAAAAAUUGAGGGAAAGAUAUUGUAAAAAAGACAAAACUUAAUAAAAAUAUAUUUAAACAUGUUCUU